This is a messenger RNA of Peniophora sp. CBMAI 1063, 1473 nucleotides long. The record is from the annotation of a GenBank genome assembly. Lineage: Eukaryota; Fungi; Basidiomycota; Agaricomycetes; Russulales; Peniophoraceae.
AUGUCUCUUGCUUCCACCUCGGGUCCAGUCGGCCUAAACAAGGCUACACCACAUUCUCUUCUACCCUAUCUGAGAACACAAACAGCCAGCGCGCUGAACCGCCUUUACCAGCGACCGUCAUCAUGUCUACCCGUAUUCCGAUUGCUAGACCCGCUAUCUCGGCAGAUAGUCAUGAAUCUUCUCUGGUUAGAUUCCUCUAUGCCAAUAACCACUAUGCUGUCUUGGAUAACCAUGGAAGGUCAAGAGGCGUUUGAUGAAGCAAUGGUGCUGUUGUCAGCAUUGAGGAUACUAGAUACGAAGGAUGGGAACCCUUCUGAGAAGCUUCUUCUGUCAGCCACGUUUAAAAGAAGCUUGAGGCAAGCUCUUACAGGAGGAGAUACCUCUGCCAGCUUUGGUGUACCGGCCGAGCCUGAAGAUCACAAAACUCCCCCGACAGUAGCGGCCCUGGACGGCUAUGCGGUCGAACGCUGGGAAACCAUACUACAUUAUAUGGUCUCGUCGGGUACGGGCGCGCCAGUUCGGCAACCGUCCUUGGGUGUACUUCACCUGCUCACCGAGGGGAAACUUAUGGCUUCUUGGACUGGAAACCCGCAGAAUAUGCGAAUAACGUCCGAUGGCUUCCAGUUUCUUCUGCAUACACCACACGAGCAACUAUGGCAACUAUUGUUGCAAUACCUGUCGUUAGCAGAGGGACGGAGGAUGGACCCCGUCGAGGUGCUGAGCUUCUUCUUCAUGCUUUCUACCAUGGAACUCGGCUGGGAAUAUGCCACUGCGUCGCUCAGUGUGACGCAACAAGCCAUGCUCGAAGACUUGCGCGACUACGGUUUGGUGUGGCAGCGCAAACCGAAAUCUAGACGGUUUUGUCCAACACGACUUGCUACAACUCUGACAUCCUCUUUGCCAAGUCUCCCCACAUCCUCUGCAGCGUCUACAAACACAGCUGCCACAGCAUCUGAAACGGGAGCGACCGCGGAAGGGUUCAUCAUCCUGGAGACAAACUACCGUGUUUACGCGUACACCAAUAACCCGCUGCAAACGGCUGUUCUGAACCUAUUUGUCAAUAUGAAGGCACGCUUUCCGAACCUCGUCGUAGGCAUGAUUACGCGGGAGAGCGUACGCCGCGCUCUAACGAACGGAAUUACGGCUGAACAGAUAAUCAGCUACCUAACGACCUACGCGCAUCCGCAGAUGCGCAAGUAUAACCCUCUCAUACCUGUCACAGUCCAAGAUCAGAUACGGUUGUGGGAGCUUGAGCGCAACCGUAUGAAGUCCGAUGAUGGAUAUCUAUAUACGGACUUCUCAUCGCAGGGGGACUACGAACUCUUGUUGGACUACGCAAAAAGGCAGGGCUUUGUGCUUUGGGAGAGCGCACCUAGGCGGGCGUUCGUUGGGAGAGCUAGCGGGCAUGCUUCGAUUAAGUCGUUCGUUGAGCAAAAGGGCAUGCCGGCUGGAAAUGUCCAUUCUUACGGUUGA